Molecule: messenger RNA, 3385 nt
Organism: Cynoglossus semilaevis (tongue sole)
Lineage: Eukaryota; Metazoa; Chordata; Actinopteri; Pleuronectiformes; Cynoglossidae
Gene: ivns1abpa
Product: influenza virus NS1A binding protein a
Exons: 15
Coding region: 492-2444 (650 amino acids)
Molecular function (GO): protein binding
Source: RefSeq, a predicted model, not a curated record
AUCACUCGCGGCCAUUCCGUCAGACUCAUCUUAAACCGAACUGAGAGUGGACGUACUUCUCCCUCACAGUCAGAAAGCAACCGUUACCCGCCUUUAGCACAACGAGCCGAGCUUGAAGCCGCUUUGCGUCUUUGCUCUAGACCACUCAGACCCACUCUGAAUUCUCAUUAAAUAUGUCUAAUAUCGUCUGUUGUCAAACUCCUCAGGUUAUAAUGUAUGACCAACACAGAAUAAGUACAACUCUAUAGCCAACGGGAUUCUAAGGACUUGAUUAGUCACUUCAAGCCUGAUAGUUUGUCCGUGCGGCUGCCCUUGUGUCGUGUCAACUGGCAUUUCUUCUGACGAUUUCCCUGUCUGUGGGUGAAGAAGACUUGAUUCUCCUGUGAUCUCCGUCUACUUUACCUACAUUCCUGUCCUAUUUGACUCUUGGCAGCAGUGGUUCACUGGAUUUGCAACACUCUUGAUUAGGCAAACUGUCGAAAUUUACCAAGAUGAUUCCAAACGGUUAUUUGAUCUUUGAGGAUGAGAGUUUCUUGGAUUCCACCGUGGCCAAAAUGAAUGCUCUGAGGAAGAGUGGUCAGUUCUGUGAUGUUAGACUGCAGGUGUGUGGUCAUGAGUUGAUGGCACAUCGUGCUGUUUUGGCUUGCUGCAGUCCCUACCUGUUUGAAAUCUUUAACAGUGAUGUUGAGCCUCAUGGAGUCUCACAUGUCACCUUUGAGGACUUGGACCCAGAGGCUGUGGAGAUCUUGCUCAACUAUGCCUAUACUGCCAAGCUUAAGGCAGACAAAGAGCUGGUCAAGGAAGUUUACUCUGCAGCCAGAAGGUUUAAGAUGGAGCGAGUCAAACAGAUUUGUGGCGACUACCUACUGUCUAAGAUUGACUGCCAGAACGCCAUCUCAUUUCGUAACUUUGCCAGCUCUAUGGGAGAUGCCAGAGUUUUGGCCAAGGUGGACGCCUUCAUCCAAGAUAAUCUACUGGAAGUUUCAGAACAGGAGGAUUUUCUCAGACUUCCCCGUCUCAAGUUAGAAGUAAUGGUAGAAGACAAUCUGACCCUUCCAAGCAACGGCAAGCUUUACUCAAAAGUACUCAGCUGGGUGCAGCGUAGCCUUUGGGAGAAUGGAGACAACCUGGAACUACUGAUGGAAGAGGUGCAAACGCUGUACUACUCACCUGACCAUAAGCUGGUGGAUGGAGGGCUGGUGAUUGAGGGGCACAGUGAGGUGUUUGGUGGCGAGGAGGACCACCUUCAGUUUGUGCAGAAGAAACCUGUGCGGGAGAACAUCCAGAGACAGAUGAGCUGCAGCUCCUCAGGAAGCCUGUCACCCUCCAACCAAGCAGCAAAUGCUCCUAAACAGACCAGCAGGAGGGAGUGGAAGUACAUCGCCUCAGAGAAGACCACAAACAACACCAACCUUUGCCUGGCAGUGCUGGAUGGUGUGCUGUGUAUGAUCUUCUUGCACAGUCGCAACAGCCCUCAGACCUCUCCUUCUGCCACCCCCUGCCUGAUGAAGAGCCUCAGCUUUGAGGCCCAGCCUGAGGAUCUGGAGGAGCAGCCUCUGUCACCCAUGCAUUAUGCACGCUCUGGCCUGGGCACCGCAGCCCUGAAUGGAAAACUCAUUGCAGCAGGAGGCUACAACAGAGAGGAGUGUCUGAGGACUGUCGAGUGUUAUGACCCCAAAGAGGACCGCUGGACCUUCAUCGCUCCCAUGCGGACUCCAAGGGCUCGGUUCCAAAUGGCUGUGCUCAUGGGUCAGCUUUACGUUGUUGGAGGGUCAAAUGGUCAUUCUGACGAGCUGAGCUGUGGAGAGGCGUACGAUCCACAUGCUGAUGAGUGGACUCAAAUGUCAGAGCUGCGGACCAACCGCUGCAACGCAGGUGUCUGUUCCUUGAACAACAAACUCUACGUUGUGGGAGGGUCAGACCCCUGUGGGCAGAAGGGCCUGAAGAACUGUGAUGCAUUUGAUCCUGUCACUAAAACCUGGUCCAAAUGUGCCUCCCUCAACAUCAGGAGGCACCAAGCAGCAGUGUGUGAGUUGGAAGGCUUCAUGUAUGUGAUCGGAGGGGCAGAGUCAUGGAACUGCCUGAACACUGUGGAACGCUACAACCCUGAAAACAACACCUGGACAUUGGUUGCACCCAUGAAUGUGGCUCGCAGGGGAGCCGGCGUUGUUGUCCAUGCAGGCAAACUGUUUGUCAUUGGCGGCUUUGACGGCUCUCAUGCACUCCGCUGUGUGGAGGUGUACGACCCAGCCCGCAAUGAGUGGAAGAUGUUGGGCAGCAUGACUUCCUCACGCAGCAACGCGGGGGCGGCCAUGCUGGGCGAGGCCAUCUACGCUGUGGGCGGAUUCGAUGGAAACAACUUCCUCAACACCAUGGAAGUGUACAACCCUGACACCGACGAGUGGAACGACUGCACCAAGGCCCCAACACCCACCUCCGAGUGAAGGACGAAGUAGAUAAAACAGGGUUAAAGAGUUUCACAGUGCUUCACCCCCGCACCCCCAAACUAACAGGCUUAGUGAUUUUGUCGUGUUUGAUGUAAUGUGUGUGCGUGUGUGUGUAUAUGUGUAUGAGUGGAUUGUGUGGAAGUGGGGAUGGGAGACAUGGGGGAAGGAGUCUUCAGUGAAGACUAUUCAGUGAGUAGGGAGGGAGGGAUUUAGAGAGGGAGGGAGGGUGGAAGUGAAAGGUUUGUUGCCUAAAGCAACAGGAUGCCUUUUCAUAUUGCAUACAAUGUUUGUUUUUGUGCUGUACAUAUUUGUUUUUCCUCAUAUUUGUCAUAUGCCAACAUUUAAUUCACUUGUAGUGCUUUCCUUUUUUUUUCCUCUACAUUUUUUUGGAGGGUUUUCAGAUGAGCUAACUAAUGUUGGUCACUUGGACGUUUAUAGUGAUUGAUGAAAAGUCAGAUUUCUUUAUUAAUAUUUCAGUCAGAAAUAUAACUUCUCAAUUUUAAAGGUCAGUUGUUUGAAGCCCUACUCUUGAGUGAGAGUUGGUAAAACUUCAUCACUGCAUUUUUUGUGUCAUUUCAUAUAAUUUAACUUGAAUUGCGAAUCUUUAAAAAUUGCCUUUUUUAUAUUUUUUAUACACUGCUGAAUAAACAAUAAAAUAACAGUAGCAAACAGUUGAAGUUGAUGAAUCUAACCAGUGCCAGUUUUAAGUAGAUAUUUUUUUCUUUCAUGCAUACACAACCAUGCUUCUGCUAACCAAACCUUUGUUAUUGUGAUUUUAUUUUAGCUCAUGUAUUUAGCAAAUAGCAGUUUACUGAGAAUCCCCCCCUCCCCCUCUUGUGUUUUAAAAUGUAAGGCAUUGGCAGAUUCUUUUGGAAAUAAUUGAAGAGAGAAAUUAUCACAUUUGUAAAAUUUCUUAAAUAAUAAAUCACUUAAACAUA